UCGAAUCCGCGGAAGUCAGUUGGAGUAUUCGGUUCGCCUAUACAACAAGUGAUCCCGAAUGUGAAUUUGAACACAAACCGCAAGUUGAAUGGCGUCGAUAAAUAUGUUAUCAUUUCUGAUAAUAGCGAUAUGCAGCUCGCUUGGUCUGGCAAUCGACACAAAUUACCUGUUUAACUCGAAUUCGUUUCCAGAUGCCAGUGCCGUUCCCACGCUUUCAAAUGGAAAUCUCGGAUUUACCGUGUUCAGUGAUAGCGUCUAUCUGACUGGAGUUUACAAUGGACGAGGAUCGCAAAGCCAACGUGCCCGUAUUCCAAACUAUGCCAAUAUCCAACUGGAAGCAUGCAGCUAUCCGGAAACUAAUCCACCCUACUGUUCCUACCAGCUGGACAUUAAAUCCGGUCAAUUCCGAACGGUAUACGAUGAUCCGAAUAGACUUCUUCGCCUCACUCACAGUGUUUACCCUCAUCGUUACUUCAAUCACGUCGUUGUCAACAAUAUUCGAGUUCAACGGCUGAAUGCUCAAGGUCCACUGUACGCAAAUAUUAGACGAAAUGAGGGAUUACCAUCAGCUGACUUCUCCUUCGAUCCCGCUCAGUAUGUGGAAAUUCGUGAUCAGACAUUCAUGUAUCGAUGUGGUCCUACGAAUGAGGUCGAAGAUCCGAAGAUUGACACAGAAGGAACAACAGUGUGCAUAUACUACAGUGAAAUACCGACAACUCUUGUGGUAUUGGAAGAUCGCACCGCAGAGGACUUCAGUUUCUAUACCGUGUUUGCCCGGAGUCAAACAGAGGCUGAAAAUGAACUUCGUCUUUUAACGAUGAGCACGGCAUCAAACAUAAAUCGUAUACAGGAAAACUACAUGAGCGACCUGUGGAAUCAGUAUGGGAUUACUGUUGACGGAAACGAUGAACUAGACCGAGCGAUCAAGACCAGCGCUUUUCAUCUGUUGAGCAAUGUUCCGACACUGUAUACUCCUAAUUCUGUACAACCAUUCGGAAUAUCGCCUUCCGGUAUCGGACGAAAUGAUUUCCAAGGACAUGUCAUGUGGGAUUACGAUAUGUGGAUGUUCCCAAUAGUGCUGCUGAUUGAUCCGAUUGUUGCGCAGGAUAUGCUGACAUACCGGACGAGAAUCAUGCGAAACGCGGUAGAAAACAAUGCCAUAUUUAAUAACAUUGAAGGAUGGCAGUAUCCUUGGGCUUCUGCUUACACUGGAAUUGAGGUUACAUCGACUCCAGGAGCGGCUGAACUACAACAUCAUGUUACAGCAGACAUUGCCUUUUUUAUAAGGCUAUUCAUGCACGCUACGAACAAUUUGCCCUGGUUGAGAACAGAGGGGUGCGACCUGGCUUACAAUACUGCUCGGUUUUGGAAAAAUCGAGUAGUUUAUAACUCCGAUACGGAUAAGUACGACAUUCGUGCCGUAACUGGGCCAGACACUAUGAACCAAAACGUUACCAACAACGUGUUCACCAAUGUCGUUGCUGCUAAUAACCUGUUUCUUGGCGAUUAUGCUGGAUGCAUAUGCAAAUCUCUUCUGGGCAUUAAAGACGAAGAAUUGGAUGAAAUGGUUCGUACUGCAAGAAGUUUACAUUUGAUGUACGACUCAGAUAACGACUUCAAUCCAGAAUUUGAGGGAUACACCGUCGGACAGUCAAUCGCUGAAGCUGAUGCCGUACUGUUGGCUUACCCCCUAAAUCUUUUGAUGGAAAAUUCGACGAAGAGACAUAAUCUGAACACCUACGGACCCGUCACGGCGGCAAGUAGUUCAGCAAUGACGUGGUCGAUGCACACCAUCGGAUGGCUCGAGCUGGAUGAACCGACCUUAGCCGCGGAAAAUCUUCGUCGAAGCUAUCAACCGUAUCUUCGUCCGCCGUUCAACGUCUGGAAUCAGGGUUCCACCGAAUUCCCCGGAGCGUCAAACUACGUUUCCGGCGCUGCCAGCUUUUUGCACGCAAUAAUAAACGGCUACGCUGGAAUCCGACUACGGGAUAAAGAAAUGGUUAUCAACAGACCACGGUUACCACCUGGAACUACGCGUCUACUCAUUCCGCAGAUUAACUUCAACCGGUUUCGAUUUUCGCUGGAGGUACACCAAAACGGAACCUUUACGAUCCAACAGAAAGCAUUUCCCACUGCCCCUAGUAUACUCUUGACCAUCGAUGGUUUGAGUAUCAGAGCAUGUGGCAUCAACACAGAAUGCACUUUUCAUGGAACUCACACGGCUUACCUCGCUCUGACGGAAUUCGAUUCAAGUUGUACACUGAAGCCGACCAAGAUGAAUAUGAAACUUUCCGACCAGAACCACGGAGUGAUAGCUAGAUUAAGUCCAAUGAUUUUCGUUACUGUUGUGAUUGCAUCGGUUCUGAAUAAAUUUCACUAGAUUGCAACAUAAAUUGUUAUGAAGUUAUGAACUUCUACCAUCGAUC
Messenger RNA from Aedes albopictus (Asian tiger mosquito), 2426 nucleotides. Its product is annotated as protein-glucosylgalactosylhydroxylysine glucosidase-like. Gene Ontology annotation, molecular function: hydrolase activity, hydrolyzing O-glycosyl compounds. Lineage: Eukaryota; Metazoa; Arthropoda; Insecta; Diptera; Culicidae. Gene Ontology annotation, biological process: carbohydrate metabolic process. The transcript has 4 exons. The coding region runs from base 89 to 2380 and encodes 763 amino acids. The record is from RefSeq and is a predicted model, not a curated record.